AAAUACCUAACUACGGCAAGUGAAAUAGGACAUAGCUAUUUUUUUGUGCAUCCGUUUCUGCACUGUCAACGCUUGGCUUGGUUGUUGGGCGGAGCUGCUGGGAACAAUGAUGUCGGAGCAGGAGGCUCUGAAGUGCUCCAGCGCAAGAAACCGUGGAGGAACGCAGCGGGUUGAAGGGAAACUGCGAGCCAGUGUGGAAAAGGGAGAUUACUAUGAGGCUCACCAGAUGUACAGAACCUUAUUUUUUAGGUAAGAAAUUUGAAUUUUCGUUAGCCUGGCUAAGUUAUCAGUUGGCUUCUGGGCCUUCAUUUUCCUGAUCUUUCUGCUUGUCAACCUUGCUGCCUCCAUUAUAUUGUAUCAUUGGUCGAUUCAUGGUACUGCCCCACCCACUCGGGUCUGUCCUUAUUUUUGAAUGGACAGUUUUAUACGUCAAUCUCUCAGUCACAGAAUGGGAAUUAUCCGCCUAGCUAGCUAGCCUAGUUAGCUAAAUGUCAAUGUCGCAAUAAUAUGCUAGCGCUAACCCAUUUACAAACGCUAGCUAGUUACCUACCCACAAUGCCCAUGUUCGUUUAGUGAAGAUAUAGUUCACUAACCUGGCACACUUACAAACAGUACAGACUGUCACUCCAAGCCCAGAAAAAACCAUGUCAAGUACAAGUACUAGUUAGCUAACGCUAACUAACUUGCCAUCUAGCUUGUUUUGUAGUUAGCUAGUUUCUUUUAGCUACAUUUACAAACCAACUAACGUUAGCUAGUCAACUUUGCUAAGCAUGCACAAUCAAUUAAGCUAUUGUAGGUAUUGCCCAUGAUUCAUGACUACCCAUCACCAUCACUAUGGUCUCAUUCAUUAACUUGCUGUUGGUUGUACUUCAAUGUUUGACAGUCAUGACAGGUAGCCUAACUUCACAUGAGAACUGUGUGGGCACAGCCUUUACGUUAACUAAUGGUGUUUUCACAUAUAGUCCUCUUUAAAAUAACUGAUCUCAGUCCUCUUUAAAGUGAACUCUGGGGUAAAAAAAAAAAAAAAAAGAACUCCGUUCUCUUUGCAUUCACAUUGCUAUGUUUAGAAAGGAACCAAUAUAUUUUUCCAACAUUCACUCAAUGCACUCUGGGUAAAAGUAAGGGACAAGCCAUUUCAUCAGAAUGUGCUAUCGGACAGCUAGAUAAACCGACAUACAUUUUGGAAGCUAAUAUAUUGCAUUUUGUUAAAAGGUGACACAUAAUAAUGUAAUCAGAUAAUAAUAUUCACAUGUCAUUAUUAUUGGUAACAGAUUAAAUACCAGUAGAAUAACUGCAGGCCUAAUUGAAAACUGUACACCCAAUGUAGGCUACUGACCGUUUAAGAUCUAGAAUGGAUUGUGUAACUAUGUUGUGAUUCUCACCAAAUACACUACAUGACCAAAUGUAUGUGGACACCUACUCGUCAAACAUCUCAUUCCAAAAUCAUGGGCAUUAAUAUGGAGUUGGUCCCCCCUUUGCUGCUAUAACAGCCUCCACUCUUCUGGGAAGGCUUUCCACUAGAUGUUGGAACAUUGCUGCGGGGACUUGCUUCCAUUUAGCCACAAGAGCAUUAGUGAGGUCGGGCACUGAUGUUGGGCGAUUAGGCCUGGCUCGCAGUCGGCAUUCCAGUUCAUCCAAAAGGUGUUUGAUGGGGUUGGGGUUGAGGUAAGGGCUCAUCUAGAAUGUCAUUGUAUGCUGUAGCGUUAAGAAUUCCCUUCACUGGAACUAAGGGGCCUAGCCCGAACCAUGAAAAACAGCUGGUAGCGUUCUCUUGGCAUCCGCCAAACUCAGAUUUGUCAGUCGGACUGCCAGAUGGUGAAGCGUGAUUCAUCACUCCAGAGAACGCGUUUCCACUGCUCCAGAGUCCAAUGGCGGCGAGCUUUACACCACUCCAGCUGACACUUGGCGUUGCGCAUGGUGAUCUUAGGCUUGUGUGUGGCUGCUCAGCCAUGGAAUUCCAUUUCAUGAAGCUCCUGACAAACAGUUAUUGUGCUGACGUUGUUUCCAGAGGCAGUUUGGAACUAGAUAGUGAGAGUUGCAACUGAGGACAGACGAUUUUUACGCGCUUCAGCACUCGGCGGUCCCGUUCUGUGAGCUUGUGUGGCCUACCACUUCGCGGCUGAGCCAUUGUUGCUCCUAGACGUUUCCACUUCACAAUAACAUCACUUACAGUUGACCGGGGCAGCUCUAGCAGGGCAGAAAUCUGACAAACUGACUUGUUGGAAAGGUGGCAUCCUAUGAUGGUGCCACAUUGAAAGUCAUUGAGCUCUUCAGUAAGGCCAUUCUACUGCUAAUGUUUGUCUAUGGAGAUUGCAUGGCUGUGCCCGAUUUUAUACACCUGUCAGCAAUGGGUGUGGCUGAAAUACCCGAAUCCACUAAUUUGAAGGGGUGUCCACAUACUUUUGUAUAUAUAGUGAAUGUUGUUGUCUUCUCACACUCAAAUAAACAGCUUAUGAAGCUCUCUUAGCCUAUAGAUAAACAUAUUGCAAAUAAAUAAUCUGAACAUCGUGUCAGUACAAAACUCCACACAUUUUGGAAUUUCUGUGCAUCCUGGACAAUCGCUAAUCAAUAUCCAAAAACAGCACACAUUUUUUCUGCGAACCUGCACAUUAUCUUCUCUCUCCAAUGUGGCGGGGUUAUGGCAGGGGAAACGGUGUUGCAGUAGUCUAGUGUGUGGUGCGAAAAUAAUGACAAGCAAACCUGGGGAGCUUUAAAAAAGGGAACCAGACCACGCAAUUCAAGCGAACCGAACUGAGACCAGCUCUCAAGAUGGUCUCAGUUCAGUUCGGUUCGGGGGCUCUUUUGAGGGGUCUGAGUUCCUUUGGAGUGUUCACACUCAACUUAACUUCCCUUCAUUUUUUGUGGAGAUGACAAAAUGUAGCUGUAAGGGACCAAGUGUGAAAACACCCUAAGUGAAAGUUCACUGUUAUUAAACUAUUGUGUAUUGAGAAAUGUUGUCCCAGUGACUGAGUCCUACUUUUCAGCCCUCAGUAUUUCCUAGGGGGACCACCACACUACCAUUCCUAUUGCCACUUUCUUAACCUGGUUUGAAUGCUGUUUGUCAGUGACAUGACAUUUGCCAUCUCUGUUUGACACAGGUAUACGUCACAGGCAAAGCAUGCAGAUGCCAGGGAGUUGAUGUACAAUGGUGCCCAGCUCUUCUUCAGUUACAACCAGGUAUAAGAAGGCCUGCCACUGGGGCAUUCAUUAUGUUAAUGUCGUUUUUUUGCAUCUCUUUUUGAGUAGAGUCUAAGCGCUAUAGCUAGCAAUUUUUUUAAUUCACAACUAAACGGUUGUAGAAGAGUUCUGUGGCAAAUUGCUGUUUUUUUGUAAUCCGCAGCUAAACAGUGCUGCAGACCUGUCAAUGUUGGUACUAGAGUCUUUGGAGAAAUCAGAGGCAAAGGUAGAGGACGAAGAGUUAGGUGAGCUAACAUACAUCAUUCAUCGUAAUUAAACAAUAUAAACACAGUUAGUGUCAGUGUACCGUCGUCUCUGUGUUAACCUCAUCUGUGUUGCAUUGCAGAGCACCUGGCUAAGCUGUUCAGUUUGAUGGACCCUAACUCCCCAGAGAGAGUAGCAUUUGUGUCCCGCGCACUCAAGUGGUCCACAGGCGGUUCGGGGAAGCUGGGCGCUCCCAAACUGCAUCAGCUCCUGGCAGUCACCUUGUGGAAAGGUAUUCAAUGGAAAACUCUGAACAUUAAACUGCAAAGAUAUAAUUUUUCCCUGAACAAAGAGUUUGAAUAUGAUUGAAUUCUAUCUGUUUAGAGCAAAACUACAGUGAGUCUCGCUACCACUUCUUGCACUCCUCUGAUGGAGAGGGCUGUGCCCAGAUGCUGGUGGAGUACUCGGCGCAGCGGGGCUUUCGCAGUGAGGUGGACCUGUUUGUGGCGCAGGCCGUCCUACAGUAAGUCUCUGUCUCGCUGCACCUAGAUCUGUUUUCAGUCUGUCACCAAUAGCUGUGUGUUAUGUUGUUUAAUUGCUUGUUCAGCUCUGUCCCUCGUCUCUCUCUCUCUCUCUCUCUUUCCCUGCCUGCUCAGGUUCCUCUGUCUAAAGAACAAAAACAGUGCGUCUGUGGUGUUCAGCACAUAUACUCAGAAACACCCCUCAAUAGAGAAGGGCCCUCCCUUUGUCCAGCCCUUGCUCAACUUCAUCUGGUUUCUCUUGCUGGCGGUGGAUGGGUAAGGCCUUGUUUAUUCAACCACCCUUUGAAUAAAACCCACAUUGUUUUGCCAGGCUCUCAUAAAUGUGCCUCUCCUCGUGUGUUCUCCUCUACAGAGGGAAAUUAACAGUGUUCACAGUGCUAUGUGAACAGUAUCAGCCUUCCCUGAAGAGGGACCCUAUGUAUAAUGAGGUGAGCUUGACCCGUUAAUGAGUGUCCCUCCGUGGUCACGUAGCAUUAUAACUCAGCGUGGUGUCUAAUAAUCAUUCUCCUUCUCCUCCUCCUGUUACAUUGACUGCCUGCUGCGUCAGUAUCUCGACAGAAUAGGUCAGCUUUUCUUUGGGGUGCCACCCAAACAGUCCUCAUCAUAUGGUGGAUUGCUCGGUAAGUGCUUGUGACUCACUACACACUAUUUUUACAAACCCAUUCUGAUCACCAUUGAAAGCUACAUUGGGGAAACGGUAGGUUUUUGUGUUUCAUUGAAGUGUGUUCUGUGUCUGUCAGGAAACCUGUUGAACAGCCUGAUGGGCUCAGGUGAGGAUGAGGAGGGAGAAGAAGCACAUGAGGACGGCAGCCCCAUCGAGCUGGACUGAGAGCUCUGGGGCGAGCAAGGAUGACCCCCCCCCCCCCCCCCCCCCCCCCCCCCGGGGUAGCAGAGGUGUGCUGGUCCUCAGUUCCCCCAGACAUCCAACCAGAACCAGAACAAAAAGCAGGCCAAACCAUCCCACUCAGCACAACCUGGACUGCGCAAAAAUGCAAAUGCUUUCCGUUUGAGUUUUAUUUUGGUUUUAUUUUCAUCGUUUUUGUUUCUUAGUUUUGGACAAUUUUCUGUGUAGUUUUGGUUUUUAAAAAGGAAAAAUAAGCAGCUGCGAUCCUUCCUUCCUUCCUUCCUUCCUUCCUUCCUUCCUGGACUUCUUAUUUUCUCUCAUCCCCAGGGACAGAACAGAUUCAACAGUGGCUGCAUAUUCAUUUGUCAUAAUUAACUCAUAAAAUAACAGGGAGUAGUACUUUUUCUCCCCAUGCACCAUGCAUCCACCACAGGUGGAGGUAGUAAUUUGUAUUAAAGAGUUACUAUAACCAACUUGUAAUCCAUGUAAAUGUUCAAUAAUAAUCGAGUGAUAGGGGUGUGGUGAGCUGCAUGGUAUAGAGUCAGUGGAGAGAGAUAUACAGGUAACUGCCAAA
This is a messenger RNA of Coregonus sp. 'balchen', 5341 nucleotides long. NCBI's taxonomy places the organism in Eukaryota, Metazoa, Chordata, Actinopteri, Salmoniformes, Salmonidae. The record is from the annotation of a GenBank genome assembly.